Apiotrichum porosum is the source of this 708-nucleotide messenger RNA. RefSeq lists its product as uncharacterized. Gene Ontology annotation, biological process: regulation of lipid metabolic process. Gene Ontology annotation, cellular component: mitochondrion. The record is from RefSeq and is a predicted model, not a curated record. Bases 1 to 708 code for a protein of 235 amino acids. Lineage: Eukaryota; Fungi; Basidiomycota; Tremellomycetes; Trichosporonales; Trichosporonaceae. The transcript has 6 exons.
AUGGCGUCCAUCAAGAUCUUUAGCUUGGCCGUCAAGACCCUCGCCAAACCCAUUGCCAACCAGAUCAAGGCGCAGGCAGCAGAACACGAGAGCUUCCGCAACCUCUGUAUUGGUAUCGCACAGCGUGUCCACCGUGCCGAGGCGCGCAUGCGCAUGGGGCUGCUAAAUGAGGAGGCGAAAAACAUCAAGCCUCUCAAUGACGCAAAAGCUGUGCAGAACGGCGCGUCCAACCUGGCCGAAACGUUCCUGUUCGUGGUCGGCGCGGGACUUGUCCUCGGCGAGACAUACCGCACGUCGCGGAAGAAUGAGAAGCGCCGAGACCAGGUGGCCGACCGCCUGGACAGCCUCGAGGAGGAGAUCCACCAACUGCGUGGAAUGGAGAGCGAGCAGGUCAAGGCGCUCCAAGAACGGAGCAUUGGCUUGGAACGGGCCCUCAAGACGGUGGUGGACAACGGGCUGCGGGCAGGCUGGAUGUCGCUCGGGCAUGACGACAGCGAAGUGCUGCGCCUGCUUGGCCAGCUGCCCGGCCAACCACUAGCCCUGCGCGCCGCCGACGGCAGCGAUAAUUCGUUGUCGUCGUCGUCUCUGGCCACCGACGAGCUGCCCAUGGGUCUGGGUCUGGAUGUGGGCCAUGUGGAUGUGCCUGAAGUGUCGAGCGGGCCUGCGGGGUCGUCCGCUGCGGCCGAGACCACGGCCCAUGGCCCAUGA